Ichthyophthirius multifiliis is the source of this 321-nucleotide messenger RNA. RefSeq names its product U6 snRNA-associated SM protein LSM8, putative. The record is from RefSeq and is a predicted model, not a curated record. The transcript has 2 exons. Lineage: Eukaryota; Ciliophora; Oligohymenophorea; Hymenostomatida. Gene Ontology annotation, cellular component: precatalytic spliceosome; U4/U6 x U5 tri-snRNP complex; U6 snRNP. Gene Ontology annotation, molecular function: RNA binding. Gene Ontology annotation, biological process: mRNA splicing, via spliceosome.
AUGGAAGAAAAAAAAAAUAACUAAAUGAAAAUUUUAAAUCCUUUAGAAAAAUUACUUUUCAAAAAAGUUCAAAUAGUUACUUCAGAUGGCAGAAUAUUAGUUGGUAUUUUAAAAGGUCUUGAUUAAGCACUAAAUUCAGUAUUAUCUGAAUGUACCGAAAGAGUUUAUUCAUUAGAAUAAGGAGUAUAAUUUAAUAAAAUUGGUUUAUAUGUUUUAAGAGGGGAUAAUGUAUGUUUAAUAGGAGAAUUAGAUGAAGAUAUUGAAUAAAAUAUAGCAUAUGAGAAUGUCAAAUGUGCACCUUUGCGUCCUAUUACUAAUUGA